AUGGUCUUGUUUCUGCAACUGCUGCCACUCUUGCUGUUGAGGAAUCCAGGGGACCCUGGGACUGCACUGGACGGCCACCCGGGGGACCGUGUGAAUCUCUCCUGUGUCGGCGUCUCGCACCCCAUCCGCUGGGUCUGGGCGCCGAGUUUUCCAGUCUGCAGGGGUCUGUCCAAAGGUCGACGCCCCAUCCUGUGGGCCUCAUCGAGCGGGACCCCCACGGUGGCUCCCCUCCAGCUCUUCGCGGGCCGCCUACGCGCCCUGGACCCGGGCAUUCGACGGCUGGAGCUGCUCCUGAGCGCCGGGGAUUCGGGCACCUUUAUCUGCAGAGGCCGCCAGGAGGAUGAGAGUCGGACGGUGCUUCACGUCGUGGGGGACGGGCCCGACUGCAGGACCCCUCGGCCUGGGUCCUUGUACCCCCAGCUCUUGAUCCCGCUGCUGGGAGCCGGGUUGGUGCUGGGACUCGGGGCGUUGGGCGUGGUCUGCUGGCUCCGUAUCCCAUACAGGCGCUCGACCCCGCACCCGAUUCCACCACACCCCCAAUUUGCUCUAUCCCCCCCACAUAGUUCCACUCUCGGAAGAGCCCCAGAGGCCAGUAAAGGAGAUGGAGGAGCCUAG
Suncus etruscus (white-toothed pygmy shrew) is the source of this 615-nucleotide messenger RNA. It is a transcript of the gene MPIG6B, whose product is annotated as megakaryocyte and platelet inhibitory receptor G6b. NCBI's taxonomy places the organism in Eukaryota, Metazoa, Chordata, Mammalia, Eulipotyphla, Soricidae. Bases 1 to 615 code for a protein of 204 amino acids. Gene Ontology annotation, cellular component: plasma membrane. The record is from RefSeq and is a predicted model, not a curated record. Gene Ontology annotation, biological process: megakaryocyte development; integrin-mediated signaling pathway; platelet formation. The transcript has 5 exons.